Messenger RNA from Papaver somniferum (opium poppy), 1115 nucleotides. RefSeq names its product glutathione S-transferase U17-like. The transcript is spliced from 2 exons. The record is from RefSeq and is a predicted model, not a curated record. NCBI's taxonomy places the organism in Eukaryota, Viridiplantae, Streptophyta, Magnoliopsida, Ranunculales, Papaveraceae. Gene Ontology annotation, biological process: glutathione metabolic process. Gene Ontology annotation, cellular component: cytoplasm. Gene Ontology annotation, molecular function: glutathione transferase activity. Bases 175 to 876 code for a protein of 233 amino acids.
CCUUUCACACUCCAACUACAUAUUUCAACCCUAUUUAUAACCACACAGACCCCUGAACUUUUUCACCACACACUUUCAGGGUUCAUAAAUAUCAGUUCAAGAAUCAAAGAGAAAGCAAGAAAAACUAGAUCAAAAUUUUCUUCUUCCAUCACAAAAAUAACACUAAGUUUAGUCAUGGCAGGAUCAGGAAGUGAAGAGGUGAAGAUUUUAGGUGGAUGGCCAAGUCCAUUUGUGAUGAGGCCUAGAAUUGCACUCAACAUUAAAUCAGUCAAGUAUGAUCUUCUUGAAGAGACAUUUGGUAGCAAAAGUGAACUUCUUCUGAAAUCAAAUCCUAUUUACAAGAAGAUGCCUGUCUUGAUUCACGGUGAUAAACCCAUCUGUGAAUCAAUGAUCAUUGUUCAGUACAUUGAUGAUGUCUGGGUUUCUGCUGGUCAUUCCAUCAUCCCUUCUGAUCCUUAUGAUGCUUCCAUUGCUCGUUUCUGGGCAACCUACAUUGAUGACAAGUUCUUUCCGUCUUUAAUGGGGAUUGCAAAGAGUAAGGAUGCAGAAGAAAAAAAAGCAGCCAUUGAACAGGCGAUUGCAGCUUUUGGUAUACUUGAAGAAGCUUAUCAGAAAACUAGUAAAGGAAAAGAUUUUUUCGGUGGAGAAAAAAUUGGGUAUGUCGAUAUUGCAUUUGGGUGUUAUGUUGGCUGGAUUAGAGUUACAGAGAAGAUGAACGGAAUCAAACUAUUUGAUGAAGAAAAAGUUCCAGGGCUUACAAAAUGGGCUGAGAAAUUUUGUGCUGAUGAGACGGUUAAAUCUGUUAUGCCUGAAACUGAUGCCCUCAUGGAGUUUGCUAAGAAGAUCUUUGGAUCUAAGCCUCCUCCUUCAAACUAGAAAAGUUGUUAACAAUGAAAUAUCUUAGAGAUGUUUAAGCUUUGUGUUUGUUUUUUUCAGUGUUGUGUGUAGCACUGCUUAAGAACUGUUUGUAGUAAUGAUUAAGAACAGUAACUGUAGUAAUGGUCUAAUUGAGUUUUUACUAGUAAUAAAUUUUACUCCAGUAGUAUGUACUGUUUAAUGGAGUAGAAAACACUGUGUUAUCGAAGAAAAUUAAUGCGCUCCUGGCAUGCGAUGAA